Malassezia vespertilionis is the source of this 2292-nucleotide messenger RNA. It is a transcript of the gene ubp14, whose product is annotated as ubiquitinyl hydrolase 1. Gene Ontology annotation, biological process: protein deubiquitination. Gene Ontology annotation, molecular function: protein binding; zinc ion binding; cysteine-type deubiquitinase activity. The transcript has 2 exons. The record is from RefSeq and is a predicted model, not a curated record. Lineage: Eukaryota; Fungi; Basidiomycota; Malasseziomycetes; Malasseziales; Malasseziaceae. The coding region runs from base 1 to 2292 and encodes 763 amino acids.
AUGAAGCGAAUGCACGAGGAAGCGCCAGCGUGUGCACAUGGGCACGACGUAGAUGCAUUUAUCGCACCUCCCAGGCAUACUGAGCCCGUGUACAAAGACGAGUGCAUGUUUUGCUACGACUCACCGGAUUCGCCACGGGGUCUGGCCGUAUGCCUCGCAUGUUUCCAAGGCUAUUGUAUCGGUGACGGCUCGCAGCAGCAUAUAAAACAGCACUAUGAAAAAUCGGGGCACUCGAUAGUCAUGGUCCUGCACCGGGAGCGGAAUGAAGCAGCACCAGUGACGCGCCUCGCCGUCGUCGAACGCCCAGACGAGGAAGAAUCCACGUAUACCAUGGAGCCACGGAGCUUGUGCGGCGACGCUGCACAGGGAACUCCAUUACCUCGUACCGAAAAGCUCGAAAAUGUAAUGCAGGCCGUGCUGCGUGCCUCUUCCUCGGCACAGCGCGAUGAAGUGCAGGCGUGGGAAGAGGAUAUCGUGCCAUGUGAGCAUACCAACCACCUUGUCCAAGAGGACUCACAGAUGCUCCAGCUCGACAGUGCCAAGUGUGCCGCGUGUGAUCUGACCUCGAACCUGUGGCUGUGCCUGUCGUGUGGCUACCUCGGCUGCGGCAGGGCCCAAUUUGGCGGCGUCGAUGGGCACAGCCAUGCACUCGCACACUUUGACACUUCGGGUCACUCAUGCUGCGUAAAGCAAGGCACCAUUACUCCAGAAGGUACCGGCGAUGUCUACUGUUACGCAUGCAAUGAGCCACGCGUCGACACAACGCUGUCCACGCACUUGCAGCAUUUUGGGAUCCAUGUACUGUCACUGAACAAGACAGAGAAGAACAUGACCGAGCUCCAGCUAGAGCAAAAUAUCGCAUUCGACUUUACCAUGACAGGCGACGACGGCCACCCUUUGACCCCAAUCUCGGGCCCUGGCCUGACGGGAAUACAAAAUUUGGGCAAUACAUGCUACAUGGCGUCCGUGCUCCAAUGCGUGUUCUCGCUACGAGGCUUCCGGGAACGGUACUGGUCGCAGCAUGCAGCGCAUAUUGCAGCGUGCGAGAAAAUGCCGGCAGCGUGCCUCGAGUGUCAGCUCGGAAAAUUCGCGGAUGGUCUGUACUCUGGCCGCUACCCUCAGGGAAUCAAGCCGGGCAUGCUUAAGAAACUGCUCGGUACAGGCCAUCAUGAGUUUGCAAGUAUGCGUCAGCAGGACGCAGACGAAUUCUUACUGUUUCUCCUUCCCUUCCUCCAAAGCAAGCCGCAUGAACCUUUUUCGCUUCCCGAUCCCGCCGCCCAGUUUGGGUACGUCUUGGAGCAGCGUUUGCAGUGCACGCAGUGUAAAAAGGUGCGGUACACGGAGGAGAAUGUGGAUGCUGGGCUUUCGCUCCCUGUUCCUGUGCAAGAAGAGCCAUCCACAGAAUCUGAAACAGGGUCUGUGGACGACAAGCGAUACAAACCCGUGACACUGGAGGAGAGUUUGGACUUGUUUACGCACGAGGAAGUGAUUGAGUACCACUGUCCUUCCUGUGCCCAAAAUGUCGCUGCGACGAAACGCAUGCGCUUUGCCUCAUUUCCGGCUGUGUUUGUUGUGCAGGCGCAACGGUUCCAGCUCGUGAAUUGGGUGCCACAAAAGGUGAAUGUCCCGCUUGUAGUGCCGGUCGUGGAGCCGGUAGACUUGGUCAAGUACAAGGGCUAUGGGCUCCAGCCGGGCGAAGAGGCGUUGCCUCAAGAUACCCAGGCGCCCGAAUAUCCGCCUGCAGCGCUGGAAAUGCUCAUUGCGAUGGGCUUUUCCGAGAACCGCUGCAAACGCGCAUUGGAUGCCACAGGGUCUGGAGAUCCAGAGGCAGCGGCAAACUGGCUCUUUGAGCGCAUGGAUGAUUCGACGCUUGAUGCGCCGCUCACGGUGUCUGCUUCCCCGGAUACGACCAUGCUUGAAGAGAUGGGCUUUUCCAAGGCGCAGGCGACCAAAGCCUUGCGUAUGAACAAUGGGAAUGCCGAAAUAGCUGUUGCAUGGCUCUUUGAGAACCCUGACGAUCCCGGAGAGGAGCCAGGGGCUGGCGAGGCACAAACUGCACGGCCUGGCUCCACCGAGGACGAGCCGCUGUAUCAGCUCUCCAGCUUUGUCUCCCACAAAGGCCCGUCUGUCCACAGCGGUCACUAUGUCGCACAUGUUGACAAGCACCUCGACAAUGCGUGGGCAUUUUUCAACGACGAAAAGGUCGUGUCGCUUCCUGUGGACACAGUGGAUGCUUCCAACGUGCGGUGUGCUUCGCAAUUUGCCUAUCUCUACUUUUUCCAACGUAUCUAG